Messenger RNA from Brienomyrus brachyistius, 4686 nucleotides. RefSeq names its product transferrin receptor 2 (gene tfr2). Gene Ontology annotation, molecular function: transferrin receptor activity. Gene Ontology annotation, cellular component: external side of plasma membrane. Gene Ontology annotation, biological process: transferrin transport; endocytic iron import into cell. The transcript is spliced from 18 exons. The record is from RefSeq and is a predicted model, not a curated record. NCBI's taxonomy places the organism in Eukaryota, Metazoa, Chordata, Actinopteri, Osteoglossiformes, Mormyridae. Bases 127 to 2481 code for a protein of 784 amino acids.
ACUGGGAGGAGCGAUAACUGGAAUCCUCGACAGGCAGAGUUUUUAAAGAUAGUGUCAUAUCAAGGUUUCACGAGUGCAGUUUGCGGGGAGGCAGAUAGGGGAAGGGCAGGACAGCCCUACAGACACAUGGAGGCUGGCCCAUCCUUACUCACACGGAGGGCUGGAGUGGGUGGCCGGGGAGAAGGCGGUGGGACAGCCAAAGGGGAGGGACAUUCCCAAGUGGAGAUGAACCUCAUCCAGCCAGAGUCUGAGGAAGCUCUUGAGACGCAUGGUGUCACGCCCAUGGUGCUACGUCUGCCCCAGGACCCAAGGAAAGUCGCUCUUUAUGCCUCCCUCAUCGUGCUUCUGAUCUUCACCACAGCAUUCCUGUUGGGUUAUGUGGCGUUCCGUGGGUCCUGCAACUACUGCAGUGACACGGACGGGGAGCUGGUGCCGGUGGAUGACGACACGGCCGGGUCGGAGCACACCUCUUCUGGGGGGAUCAUGUACCUGGGGGAGCUGAAGGACAUGCUGAGGAAGUACUUGAGAGAGGAGAAGAUUGAGAGCACCAUCAGGCGAGUGAGCAGGGCAGCCCACCCACCGGGGUCCUUGGAAGGGAGCGAGCUGGCCAGCGAGAUCCUGCAGAACUUUCGGCAGCUGCGAAUGGACCACACUUGGACAGACUCGCACUACGCCACCUUGCAGUUCCCAUCCAAGACCAAGAAGAACUCACUGUGGGUAGUAGAUGAGCAGGGCACAGUGCUGGAGGACCUCUUGCCAGAAAAUACUCAGACUUACUGUGCUUAUAGUGGAACAGGAACAGCCAUGGGUAGUGUAGUCUACGUGAAUUACGGCAGGGAGGAAGAUUUCCAUCUUCUGCUUUCACGUGGGCUGUCACUAGCGGGCGCAUUGGCAGUGGUGAGAGUUGGUGGCGGUGUGAGUUAUGCAGAGAAAGUGUGGCAUGCCCAACAAGCAGGGCUUGGGGGGGUACUCAUCUAUCCCGACCCUGCUGAUGUGCCCCAGGACCCCCGUAGACUGGGACUCAGCUCGAACUCAUCAAUCUCUGAGCAUGUACACUUAGGGUCAGGUGAUCCUUUCACCCCAGGUUUCCCCUCCUUUAACCACACCCAGUUCCCGCCCACACAGUCUUCCGGCCUGCCAAUCAUUCCUGCACAGCCUAUCAGUGCCAACGUCGCCUCUAAACUGCUUAGUGGUGUCAUGGGGCCAGACUGUCCCCGCGGCUGGCAGGGACGCCUCCCUUACGUCCGCUGUGCGCUGGGCCUCGCAUUCGGCGCUGUCGAAGGCCGCAGAGUAAGGAUGGGCGUUUAUAACACCAUGACACCUGUGCUGCUCAACAACAUCUUCGCCUCCAUUGAAGGAAAGACGGAGCCAGACCAUUACAUAAUCAUGGGAGCGCAGCGUGACUCCUGGGAUCCUGGGGCUGCUAAGUCCGGGGUGGGCACUGCCAUCCUGCUGGAGCUCGCCCGCACCUUCAGCUCCAUGGUGGAGAACGGAUUCUAUCCCCGCCGGAGUUUGUUGUUCGUCAGCUGGGAUGCUGCAGACUUUGGCAAUGUUGGGGCCACUGAGUGGUUGGAGGGUUACCUCACUAUGCUACACUUGAAAGCCGUGGCCUACUUCAGUCUGGACAAGGCAGUUCUGGGUGAUGACAAUCUGUCUGUCUACACCAGCCCCCUGCUGGUUAAUCUCAUCGAGGGAGUUAUCAAGCAGGUGGAGCAUCCCAAACACUCAGGCCACACCAUUUAUGAUUACACGCAGGGCCAAGGUGCCAGCUGGAAGAACCAGAUAGUGAAGCCCUUGUUCCUGAACAGUGGGGGUUACAGUUUCACUGCCUUUGCAGGCGUGCCGGCCAUGGAGGUCCGCUUCAUGGAGGACAGUCGCCCAUAUCCCUUCAUCAACACGCAGCUGGAUACCGCCGAGCGGCUGCAGGAGGUGCUGCAGGGCCGAGUGGGGGCGCUGGGCCACAGCGUGGGGGAGCUGGUGGGACUGAUGGUGCUGCACCUUGCCCACGACCACAUCCUUCCGCUGGACGUCACCUGCUACAGCGGCGCCGUGCUCAGCUUCGGCUCCCAGCUCAACAAGUUCUCCCCAGAGCUGCAGGCCCGAGGCCUCUCCCUGCAGUGGGUGUUCAGUGCUCGUGGGGAUUAUAACCGCGCGGCGGAGACGCUGCGAGACACCAUCCAGAACAGCGACGUUCAUGAUGAGCGGAUGGCCCGCCUCUACAACACGCGCAUCAUGCGGGUGGAGUACUACUUCCUGUCCCAGUACGUGUCGGCGGUGGAGACCCCAUUCCGGCAUGUUCUGCACGGCCGGGGCGAGCACACGGUCAGCGCACUCACUGAGCACCUGUCCUUGCUGCGCUCUGAGCCGCAGCGCUUCGACGAGGCGCACUUCCGCCGCCAGCUGGCCCUGCUCACCUGGACGCUGCAGGGAGCCGCUAAUGCGCUCAGUGGCGACGUGUGGAACAUCGACAACAGCUUCUAGGCCCCGAAGUACUGACUGAUGAACACACUGACUGACGAACACGCCGACUGACAGACACACCGACUGACGGACACGCCGACUGACAGACACGCCGACUGACGGACACGCCGACUGACGGACGCGCCGACUGAAGGACACACCGACUGAAGGACAAACCGACUGACGGACACACUGACUGACAGAUACACUGACUGAUAGACACACCAACUAACAGACACAUUGCUAUACACACUCUGACGUACAUACAUUCACAUGGAAAUGACAUAAACACAUACAUGAUUUAUGUAUUUAUACACACGGGCUGACCAACACUCACACAAUUUGUUAUAAACACUCUACCACCGGACAGCUAAACUCACUGACAGUCUAAAAAUGCUGAUCUUAGUUUGUAUAGAUUUCCUGCACACUAAGGCCCAUAUAGCAUGUAGAUGUAUUUCAGGUUUUUUUUUGGGACUCUGUGGUAUUCUCAUUGAUCAAGUAGGGCAUUAUAUUUGCUGGGUAAUUGUACUGGUGAGUCACCCAGUGUUCCUGCCUUACAUGCACUGUAUUCAUCCUCUGAGAUCCAGGCAUGGUACGCUGGCUAACUUCGCUAUGAAGAAGAAGCAGAGAAGCGUUUUUGUAUUACAGUCAGCUCACAAAAUCUAUAGAAGCUACGAGCUGCACAGUGUUUUUCUCUGAUUAGUUAUGAUGGGUGUACUGGGAAUGUGACCUCUGGGGAUGGUCUUCUCAAUGAUUGGUCAAUUCAGUGACUAAUCACAGAAGAGAAUGAUCAUCUCUUGUAAUUGAUUCAUCACCUGAGGGACAUGUCAUCGUGCAGACUGGGAAACUCCAAUCUCAGGAACUUUGAGAACCACCCAGAAGGAAAAUCUGUCUCUGCCAAAGUUCCCUCCAGUCAGAUUUACACUUGCCAUUUCUGGCAAGGUGAAUUCACUGGGAGAUAAUUAAUAUUAAUUAGUUUUAUUAAUCAAUAUUAAUUAGUACAAACAGAUUAAUAUUGCUAAACUAAUUAAUAUGAAUUAGUCUGAACUAAGUCUUUUGCAAAUGAUCAAAACUAAAAAGGAAAGAUUCUCCACCUUAUCGCCACUGAACUUGUGUAAAAAAGGACUAGUAAUCUAUACUCCGCAUUUCUGAGAGCAUUUGUAGCCUCUUCAAUUCAGCUGUUUAUGAUGAGAUGCUCUGGUGACCAGUUGGUGACAUAAACAAUUUGAGUGUAACAAGCGGGGCCCAGGUGCAUGUGUACCCCUUACCUCUGAGUUCGUGUUUUGUAUACAGUGUAUACUGUAUGGUUCUCUGCUUAGAUUGAUUACACUCUAUCCUCUUCGUCUCUUUGUCCAGAAAGGGCAGGCGCUAAUUAAGCAUUAAUUUAUCAUCGACAGUGAUUGCCACUAAUUCUUUUUUUUUUUUUAUUGCCAAGAGAUAAUGAGUCUUUAGCAAUGUAAGCAGUAAUUAUCGGAAGCAGUGCCUUCCAUAAUUAUGACAGUCAUACUGUCGUCCAAUCAAAAAGCAGCAUCUGCUAUCAAUGAGCCCAGGUGGUUACGGGGCAGGAAGUGGUCAUGCGGUGAUGUAAUAUAAACAGGCAGAAGAUCACGGCUCUACACUGACUCCAGACUGUAGGUGGUGCUGGUGAGUUCAUGCAUGGACAUCUGUAGCUCUGUUUGGUUAAUGUACAGGGUCGUGAUUGGAGACGUUUAUGGUGGUAUCAUCGACAUUGGGUGUUUAAGGCGGUCCUUCUGCUCCCCACUGCACUGUACCUCACUGACCUGAGGCCAGAGGGCGCCACCUUUUCGGGGAUAUUGGAAACCAGUUGCAGCUAUUCGAGUCUGUGUGCAUAUCUGAGUAUUUAAUUGAGACAGGCAGUCAUUCCCUUUCUUUACUAAGACAAUGGAGAAAUAUUCAGUGCCAUCUUAAAACAAAAGUUCCUGACAUUCUGGAAGAAAUCACAUGAAAAUGUAUGCUGGCUGUCAUAUAAUGAUCUGGUGUUCCACAGGAAGUUUGCAUUAGACUGCAGGACUCUUUGUGUGACAGUAAAAUAACCUAAUUAAAACAGUUAAAUGUGAACGGUGCUCUCCGCCCUCGUGGCCCAGGUGGGACCGUCUCCUGUAGGGGGGGCUGUAGACAUUUCUGUGUGACUGCUUCUGCUGUUCUGCCCCCCUUUCAAUGCAUUCUGCUGUCAGACAGCUUCCAAUAAACCUCUCCCUGAAUUUA